This is a messenger RNA of Struthio camelus australis, 10721 nucleotides long. The record is from RefSeq and is a predicted model, not a curated record. Lineage: Eukaryota; Metazoa; Chordata; Aves; Struthioniformes; Struthionidae.
AUGACCUUCUGGACUCGUCCAUUUAGUACGUUGACAGACUUGAGUGAGAUCUUCCGCUGCUCCCGCCUGGACUGGCGGUCCUCCAGGUGUACUUUUCGAUUCCCUAGCACGGUUAUAAAAAUCCAGUUCACAUCUUUAUACCAUAAAGAGGAAGCAAAAGAGGAAGCUUCGUCGCCUCCCCUUCGGCCUCUUUACCCUCAGAUAUCACCUCUGAAGAUCCACAUUCCGGAGCCGGAUCUCCGGAGCGUGGUCAGUCCCCUCCCGUCCCCCACAGGCACUAUCAGUGUUCCCAACUCUUGCCCGGCCAGUCCACGUGGCGCUGGAUCCUCAGGAUAUCGUUUUGUUCACAACAUUACCUCGGAUCUGCAGCUGGCAGCAGAAUAUGCCGCAAAAGCAGCAUCAGAACAGCAGGCAGAUGCAUCUGGCGGGGACAGCCCAAAGGAUGAGUCCAAGCCUCCGUAUUCUUACGCUCAGCUGAUUGUGCAGGCUAUAUCUUCAGCACAGGACAGACAGUUAACACUAAGUGGGAUCUAUGCCCACAUUACCAAGCAUUAUCCAUAUUACAGGACUGCUGACAAAGGCUGGCAGAAUUCCAUUCGGCACAACCUCUCCUUGAACCGUUACUUUAUUAAAGUCCCACGCUCUCAGGAGGAGCCUGGAAAGGGCUCUUUCUGGCGAAUUGACCCUGCCUCUGAAGCCAAACUCGUAGAGCAGGCCUUUAGAAAACGAAGGCAAAGAGGAGUGUCUUGCUUCCGAACACCUUUUGGGCCUCUCUCCUCCAGGAGCGCUCCCGCCUCCCCUACUCACCCUGGCCUGCUGUCCCCUCACUCUAGUGGCCUACAGACUCCAGAGUGCCUGUCGCGGGAGGGCUCACCCAUUCCACAUGAUCAUGACUUUGGGUCAAAAUUAGCCUCAGUUCCAGAGUAUCGGUAUUCUCAAAGUGCACCUGGAUCUCCGGUCAGUGCCCAGCCAGUGAUUAUGGCUGUUCCUCCCCGGCCAUCUACUCUGGUGGCAAAACCAGUUGCCUACAUGCCAGCAUCAAUAGUGACUUCUCAACAGCCUUCAUGUCAUGCAAUUCACGUAGUUCAACAAGCUCCCACUGUUACGAUGGUCCGAGUUGUGACCUCCUCCGCAAACUCUGCAAACGGAUACAUCCUCACAAAUCAGGGCACAACAGGAGGAGCUCAUGAAGCUGCAGGAGCAGUGUUGGACUUAGCUGGUGACCACCGAGGCAUGGAUGACAAACCAACAAUUGCAUUUGCCACGAUACCUACAGCCAGCCGUGUUAUUCAGACAGUCGCCAGUCAGAUGGCGCAAGGUGUCCCAGGACAGACAGUCACGAUCCUUCAGCAGGCAGCUCCCGUGGCCAUUGGACAGCACCAACUCCCUGUGCGGGCAGUCACCCAGAACGGGAAGCAUGCUGUCCCCACCAACAGCAUCACUGGCAGUGCUUAUGCUCUUACAAAUCCAUUGCAGCUUCUUGCAGCACAGGCCAGCUCAUCCACUCCUGUUGUAGUCAGCCGGGUAUGCGAGGCAGGGACCGAAGAGACAGCAGCAGCCUCUUCCAGUGAACCUGAAGUCAAAAGGCCCCGUAUAGAAGAGCCCAGUGGAGCAGUCCCAGCCCAAACCGGUGUCAUCACAUCCGCAAUGCCACAAGGACAGGCAACCAGUGAAUGAAGAACCGGUGGGAGGAGCUGGAAUGGUGCAGGGUGGGCAUGGGAUGGCAGCAGCCCCUAAAGCAGCUUUCAAAGAAAACAAACCACGACUGUAACAGCUUGAAACAUAGAGAAUAAAAAGCUCUUUUUAAAGUCAGAUUUUUUUCAAUGGGAGGUCAACACCUAUUAGAAUCACAAGGUGCCAAAAAGAAUGAAAAACGCCUCCCAAGAACCCAUACCUGGAACUUGGUUCUGUCUUUACCUAUGGGAUAUUUUUCCUCCUCUUUUUUUUUUUUUGAUUCAAAAAAAUAUACAGACAACUGAUUGUAUGACUGCUGGGAUUUUUUUUUUUUAACCGUCUUUUCCCCUUUUGGCUCCGAGGGGAUGGCAUUUGCAGUUCAGCAUCUAAAGGAAUGUAACACAGAUACAGUCUGCUCCCUGGAAGGAAAACUCCUUAUUUUCUAUGCCUUAAUACUUCUCAGAGCUUUGAAACAUAGGACCAUUUAAAAGGGCCACAAAAGGCAAUCAAAUGCUGAAAGAUGGGUGCAGUAUUUCACAACAACAGCAUUAAAGAAACAUGGUACCAAGCUUAAAGAAAAAGGCAGAAUGAUUUUUUUUUUGGUAGAAAAAUUCUGAAUAUGAAUGAAUGUUUAUUUAUGUGGGGAUUCAGGAGGAAGAGUUACACGGCUCAACCACCUGGAUUUCCGAAUGCAAUUUCUCUCCGUUCCCUCUGAGGGAAAAUAAGAUGACAGAGGAACUGUAUUAAUUUGGUUCCUGAAAAGAAAUUAAAAACAAAGGGUUUUGUAGCUUCAGUGUUUUCUUACAAUUAUUCAUCAGUUGCUCUGGACGACAGCUAAAGUAUCUUGAUGACUGAGGGUUACUUGGGGAUGGGUGUUUCGGAAAGGUUCUGGAUGUAUUUAAUUUUUUUUGUGCUCACAUCCUGUGCUGGAGCACUAACUAGAGUUUGUUCAAAACUAGCAUUGGAGAUCAAAGACAUUGCCACUGUCUCUGUGAACCUAAGAAAAUAUCAGUCAGUCUUCUGCGCUAAAGUGGUCUGCUUUCAUCCCUGCUAGAAGUAUGGCCCCCGGCUUGAAAACUAGAUGGGCAGCGAUCAAAGGCCAGGGUUGUGUGUGACCCUCUGCCACAGAGGGUAGCAGCCAGGCUCUGGUGUUAUGCUACUGAGAGGUUAAGUGCUGGGGUGAGAGGCAGCAGAGUACACGAACAGUAUUUAAUACAAAUUCUGUAAGUGUGUAGAAACCAAGGAAGAAGAGACCUUUUAUUUUCUAUGAGGGAAAAGUCAUUUGGGCGUCUUCAAGUUCAGUUUGGAAAACCUGUUUGGGGUUUGUUUCGUUCCUCGACUCCCUCUCUCCUCACUCCUGGUAACAUAUAUUUGGUUGGCCGGUAGGAGAAGGCUUUUAUUUCGGCUAUAUUCCAGGCUCUGUAUGUAGUACAUCUUACAAGUCGAGCAGAUUUGAGUCACUUGAACCAUGUGGAGAAGUGGGUAUGUGUGACAUGCUGUGUGACUGGCAAAGAAAUCGGCCUCAACUUAGCCUCCAGGUAACCCAUUUGGUUUUACACGUUUGAUCCCUUUGGCUAACUUGUCUUCUGGCUACACAGUAGAGAUCUUUUAACUUGGAAAACUUCCUGGCUUUGGUAAUGGCAAAAGAGAAAGCAUGAAGGGGAUGUCUUCUGUAGGUUCUCCCUCUGCCUGUACUAACUUAUUGUGGAGUUAUUGUCUUGUCAAAUCUGACAGUACUAUUCCAGAGCAGAGAGCAGCACACCUGCCAUACAACCGUGCUGCAAAGAUGUCCCCGAUCUGCACUGAAUUAUACUGUCAGUAUGCCCAUGGGGAUUAGAGAGUAAAGCACAAGGGUUUAAUGUCUGCUAGAACUUGGGGAGAGGGAAGGAGAUCCAAGAGGUAACAGCUGGUAUCACUUGUUCCCCUCUAGGUUUCCUUUCUCUUUGCCAAAUCCUAUUUAAUAGCCAAGUCCCAUCACUUGAAAACAAAACAUUCCUGGGUUUUAUCCAAGUCAAUUGUUUUGUGAGAAAUAUUUCUGAAAGAAGGAAAGAAUUUCUUGGGCUUGCGAUUCGCAGUUAAACUCCACAGUUAGAGGCACACAAAGUAUUCAGGACAGUUCAUUUAUCUACAGCUAUACACCUUAUAAUUUAGGUGUGUGCCUUUAAUGACAAGUUAUUAGAUGAGAUUUUAGUACUUUGAAAUGAUUUUGUGAAUGAGGAUUGUUACAGACCACAAUCUGAUUGAAGCAGGCCAGCCUGCAGGUUCCCUUUCCUGCUAGGAAGACUAGGUGCGGCACAGUGAAAAAGCGCACAGAUUGGUUCUGUCUAUUCUGAAGCCUUUGUGUUAAAAUGGACUUCAAGGAGGCAUACACGAGUGAGAGGGCCGCAUAGUUUAUCUAUGACGAACCAGUGAUUUUGGGUGAAUGCUGUUUCAGAUAUAGACACGCCUCUGAAACAACACUGAGGUUACAGAGCAUCACUGAAGAGAAGAUUACUUGGUUUUCCUGUAUGUUAGGUGAGUCGGUGCAAGAUGAGCAACCAACAGAACGCAGUUCAGGAUGUGAAGCUAGCAAAGUGGGUUUUCCUUUUUUUUUUUUUUUUUCUUUUGAAAAAGUCUAAGUAAUUAGGCAAGCCCUGAACUUACCCAUUCUCCUUUAGGGUACCUGGAGCUGUCAGUUCAUCCUAUUAGGCUUCUGCUCUAUCAGUCUGCCACGUUCCCCUGCUACGGUAGGAAGUGCAAUGCCACUUGAAAAAAAAUUUUAUCUAGUUACAGCAUUGCCUGAUAUUAGGCAAAGUAACAGUUCUUGCUAAAAAUCCCAUAGGGAGCUAUGGAGAAAUGUGGUCCUCAUCUGCAACAUCUCAUGUCAGGCUUCCAGAUUCGUUCUUCUAACACGCUGCCCAGUCCAGAAGGCAGCAUGUUUAGAAAAGCAGAAGGUAAAGGAACCCCCCGUAGCUGCUAGUGGCAGCCUUCCCGCCAAACGUCAGCUCGGAAAGUGGCAGGUUACAGAAAUGAGAGGAGCAGCUUAGAGCUGUCUAGCUUAUUUUUGUAGUGUGGAAUAAUUUAGGAUUUCUGGGGAUCGUUUUGUGGAUGAUCUUUUCAGAAUCCUCUUUAAAAUGCUUUUUCAGACCUUUAAAAUACAGGAGAAUGUGAACACGCCAAUAAAAUUUGUCCUGUUUCCUGUAUUGAUAUUUUUUUAAAAAGUUGAUCAGUUUACUACUUUGUAGUUGGGGGGUGGGGAGGGAAGGAAAAAAGAAAAAGCACGUCUGUGUUAGUUGGAACAGACAGCUAUUGACAUUCAGUAUGUGAAAAAAUUUAAAUAGCAAUUUUGUGGGUGGAAGGAUGAGCCUAGAAGUUCCCAGAAUUUUAUUGGCUCUUCAUUUAGAAGUGGCUAUCAUUUUAAUAAUCCUUUAUCCCUGAGGGUUGCAGUCAGUAUGCCCAAAGAGUAGGUAGGCCCUCUUCAAUCAAAACAAAACAUUUGACUGGUUGCUGUCUGUGCAGCCAGCACAGGAUUCAAACAAGAGAUUUUGGAUUUCUCCCUUUGCUUUUCCAAGCCACGUCGUUUCAGCUGACUGUGACUCAUGCAUUUCUGUUACUUGACUUGGUUUCCUCAGGUGAAGUCUAGCGCAACUCAAAGGUCACUUUGAAAAGCAAGUAGCAGUUUCUUUCUUCUGUGCUGCGUUCAAAUGCUCCUUCAUUCCAGCGUACUCUAACCUGUAACUCUUCCCUCUUCAUCAAUGUGCCAGUCACAGAAUAGUAACUCUUUGUUGUUUUUAUGAGCAAGAAAUACAAUGCCAAUUCCCCAGAGAAACCUUUGGAAUUGCUUUAAAAAAAAAUUGAACCACAACAGUCUUUCCAUUUCUAAGUGGAAGCUGGAACUGCUAAAUUUUGUGCUGAGUCAAGAGUCCUAAAUGAAGACUCCAAUGUGAAACUUUUUGAAGUCUAUUUCCAUUUUGUUUCUUCCUAGUGGCACCACUCUUACACAAGGUAUCAGUCCUGAUUCUCCAGGCUUUCAGUUUUGAGCGCUACAGAGAACAGUGAAAGGAGAAGAACAUCACAGGAUGUGAUGGUAUGUAGAAUGAGGCUUCCAACUAGAAAGAAAAUGCUGUCUUAAUGGCUCUUUGGAGUGCUUGGUUUAACCUAAAUUUGGUCAUCCAAGACUUACUUUCUUAGAGUUGCAUCUCAUGUCCUCAUGUCCUCAAUAUUAAUUGAUGCAGGCUUGCGGGGGGUCAUCUUAUGCUGUUGUCUCCUGCUCCCUGGAUAACAAAGGUCAUGGCAUGUCAAGUAUUUGAUCUGCUAUAAAUUAGAUCUGGGAAGACUUAAAAACUGAAUUUUUGAAAGUUGAAUACAUUUUAUGAUGUUUCUUUUUGAUAUUUUUCUCGUCUUAGGCAAUGGCAGAUUAAUUUCACUUUGAUUGCAGUCAGUUUAUAGCAACUUUUGUUGCCUUAAUUUGCAAAAGCUGAAUGCAAUUGUUCUGGUUUUGUUCUACCGGAUUUACUUAAGUUAUUUUUUUGUCUUGACCUUGACUCUUUUGAUACAGGAAGCUUUUUACAGUGAGAUCAAUGUGGUCUGAUUUAGUGAUAACACAACACAGUGCUGAGCACAGAAAUGAAGUUCACGAUUAGCUUAUAUAUUCUUUUCAUCUCCUCUCUCUCUUCCUUUCUCCCUCGCUCCCCCCUACACCAUUAAUGCUGUCCCUUGUAGCAUAUCCAGUCAUAUUUAUCCACUGGCAGGAGCAGCACCUUGCAAUAAGUGCUUCCCAAGGCUAUGCUGAAAGAGGAUUCAAGGAUGAAAAUGUGUGGGAUAUGGGGGGCUCCAGAGCAGGUUGAAAGGGGUCAAUUUGGAUGCCUUAUUUUUAGUUUUUCUUACAUAUUUUAGAAAUGUUGAACUGUUGGGCACAGUUUGUUCGGGAAAGUGUUUUCACACAGCCAUGUUAAAGCUUUAUAGAAAGGAAGAAAUAGUUAAACAAAAACCUGCAGCCUUUACAGUGCUUCUGAAAUCAUGAUGCCAUGAUCUGCCUCUGUUUUUAUUGGAGAAGGGGGAAACUACUGUCCCUCAGGCCUCUGGCUUGUUGAUAUUAAGCAUCAUUAGUAAAGGUGUUAGUGCUGAAGGAGCAUUACGUAGUAGGCUGUACACAAGCAGCGUGUUUUUUUUUUUUUUAAUUUCCUUUCACAUGUGCCUCUGACAUCUGCCUUGUCAGAGCACUUGUUACUGACUUGCAACUGCUGAUCAGUCAAAUUCCACACUUUUCCCCCUUUUUCAGUAGGGAAAAGCUGGUAGUAAAAUAAAAUUUGAAGCGGAAAGGGCUGGGGACCAAUAUGUAAGCAAGUGAGAGCAGCUGACCUGAGCUUUUGUGCGGUGUGAUGUGGAAUAUUAUUCACUGCCUGCUGGAGGCAUUAAUCUGGGGUUGGAGCUUUUCCUCCGUACUAGCAAGGACAUUUCCCAAAGAACUAGUUAGUAUUACCCUAACACGGUGUGGAUAAAUGCUAGAAUGCAGAGUGAAAGGAGAAGAGUUUCCCUACUGUGCCUGAGUGUGUGGGAUUGGGAUGACAAGGAACUAAUCUAACGAUAGUUCAACUACUGUACCUUUCACUUGAGGAUCAGAAGCAUUUAUUCAAGGUUACUGCGUUUAAGGAUUAAAUCCUUACUGGAUGGUUGUUCCCAUCUUUGUUUCUCAGGUUUAAACUAUGCCUCAUAAAUCACAGUUUCACUGUGAUGAACAUAAAUUACAUAAAACUGCAAUAUUAGGUAAGAUGAAAUCUCCUUCUAGCUCUCUAUUCUGCCGUUGGCCAUUUAUAGAUGUCUAGAAUCAUGGAAUAACUCGGGUUGGGAGGGACCUCUGGAAGUCUCUGCUACAGCCUCCUGCUCAAAGCAGAUCCAGCUAGAUGAGGUUGUCCAUGGUCUUGUCCAGCUGAGUUUUGAAUAUCUCCAAAGAUGGAGGUUCCACAACUCUUCCGGCGUUUGGCCAUCCACGUGGUGCGUGUUGCAACGUGUGUCCGUUGCCUCUUGUCCUGUCACUGUACACCUCCGAGAAGAGUCUGGCCAUGCUCUCUCUGCCCCCUCCUAUUAGGUAGUUCAAGACACCAGUAAGAUUUCGUCCUUUGCCUUCUUUUCUCAAAUCCAAACCAGCCUGGUUCUCCGUCUCUCCUUGAACGUUAUGCGCUCAAGCCCCCAGGGCAUCAACUGGAGUUGCUCCGGAAUGUCAGUUUGUGUCUUGUACUGAGGAGCCCAAAACUGGACACAGAUUCCAGAUAUGAUCUCACAAAUGCUGAGUGGAGUGGAAGACGCAUCACUUUCCUUGACCUGCUGGCUACGCUUCUGCAAGUACAGCCCAGUACAUGAGAGGUCUCCCUUGCUGCAAAGACACGCUGCUGACUCAUGUUCAACUCCUUUGAGUAUAGUAUGAGAAAUGGUGUAGCAAAAUAACCUGGAAAUAUUCUGGAUUGCAUUUGUAUAUAUGCCACCAGCUCAUCCUUCUCUACCAAGGAAGAGUGCCAAACGUGGUCUUCUAGCUUUUUGAACAGGAAGGCAGUGCUGAGGGGUGCUGAUCAUUUUCAUAAAUGUCUUGUGCUUUACCUUAUCAAAUGACAGUUUCAAUUCAAUGUGGAGCUGUACUUUCAACUUCUGCCUUGACCCAGAAUCUUUUGGAUUGUUUUUAAUCCUGCUGCCAGUAAGCUGGACUUGGGCACUAAGAAUGAACCUCUAAAAGGAACAUGGCUAGCUUCAUAGUUUUGUCAUUACAGUACAUUGAGCUUUUGUGUUUGCAGAUGUCAUCCUGCUGCAAAUGAUCUGUCUUCCCAUGUCAACCAGCCUCUCAGACAGCUCCUGUUUCUGCUCUCCUUUCACAAUUUCUUUCCUCCGUAGUUGUUUCUCUCCGUUCCAGAGUCCUUUAACCCAGAUCCUAACUUAAUACCAUUGCUUGCAGGUCCGUGUCUGGUGAGAAGCUGCAUUAGGUUGCAGGUGGACAACACAUUUUUCAGUUAUGUAACUUUUUCUUUUCUUCUGAGUGAAAAAAUAUUUCAAAGCUGCUAUUUCUAUAGCAUACACUACUGCUAUAAAGUGUAGCUUGCAAUGGAGCCAGUUGUCAUGCUGCAGAAUAUAGUUACACUACAAGGUCAUCUGGAGUGCUGGAACUGAUGAGAUUGGGAAGUGAAGCUUUCUUGCGUUUUGGUCUGUAUCUGAUGAAAACACAGCUGUGACUUGGUGUUGGAGUGUCUCCCUCUACGUGGCUGUCUAGUGGCUAUUUGAUGGUGACUAGUUAGAUCAGCAGCCGUUGCCUUUGCUAGGUGCAUUAUAUGCAGGACAGAGAAUGUGCUUAUUCACACAGGCGUGUAUAUAUACAUAUAUAGUAGUCAAAAGCGGAAAACAUCUAGCUGUGAAGGUGGGCUUUCUCUGUUAGAUUCAGUCUUUCAUGGAGCAGCAGUAUGAAUGUUUUACUUUGGACUGAGCAAGACAUUCUGGAAAAUACUAGGUUUUCUUGGAGCACUAUAUUUAAAUUCCAAAAUUUUAAUCCACUUGACUUGUAGCCAUUGUAUUUAUGAUACCUUCUGAAAAUUCUUUUGAUACCUUUUCAAUUUACCAACCCUGAAUUAAAACCCUUGAGAGUAUAUGGCUGGUCCUUUCCUUACAUGUCACUUUAGUUUCAGAGCCUGGGGGUAGUUGUGCCAGGCCAACCCCUUCGCUCUCAAGGUAGAAGAAACCAUUGGCGAUUCAUGGGUGGCAGCUAAGGAAUAAACCCUUUAAAUAUUUUUUUCAGAGAAUAUUAAAUUAGAUCUGUGUAAACAUAAAUUUUAUAUUUAUUAAUAUGUGUGUGUGUGUGUAUGUAAAUAUAGAUAUAUAAAUGGUCCAUGACUAUUUCUUUCUCUUAAAUGGUACUUUACACAGACUUUUUAUACAGUAUGUUGGUAAAUUCCCACACCAGGCACUGAAUCUAAAAGAAUGAUGUACCUAUUUUUGUAAGAAAUGUGGGCAGCCUGUAGAAGCAGCUUUACUUCAGCGAUUGCUUUCAUUCCUCUCUCGGAGCAAAAGAGCCAGUUUGAUGCUUGCAUCCUCCUUGUGUAGGGGCCCUGCUUCCAGCAAAGUCGUGCGUUCAGCAACCCCAACCCAUGCUGUUCUGCUGGCAAGGAAAUCCCCAAAACGGCACUAGUGAAAGCUGGAAUCCUUUCUAGUCUCAGAGUAUCUCUAGGUGCGAUACCUGGAAGCUCUUUACAGAUUCUCCUCUGUAAGUAAUGGGACCUUAUUUCUAAUACAAAUUAAUUGAGGGUCCAUGAGGAUGCUAUAAAGUCGAGGAAGUCUUCCCUGUCUCUCUGUCAGGUGGGUAAGCAAAUGCUGGCGCACUAUGAAAUAGUGUCUUUUCCUUUGUGGUGAGAUUGUUUUCCUUUUAUGAUACUUCUGUCUCUCUUUAUGGGGCCUGAGGUUUAGAUAUCCCUUUAAAAACAAACAUAUAACCAUUUUUCUAAUGUUUGCAUUCACAGAGAGUAAAUUUUACCUAGUCAGUCAAAUUUCAGGCCUGGUUUAACUCCAUGCAGAUUACUGUAUUUGCAUAAGGAUGCCUAUUGACCCACUUGGGCCUUUUGAGAAUUAUUCGUAGAAGCAGAUUAUACUUAGCUGCUUAAUCCUGAGAACUCUCUUACAAAAGUUGAAAUGUGUUUCUCCGUAAGGACUUGAGUGAAUAAUUUUUCCUAGGUUUCUGCUCUCUGGUGGUUGGGCUUUGCUACUUCAGGGAGGCAAGGCUGGUGAUAAGGGGAAUAACCAUAAGACCAGGGAAAGGAAACAGCUUUCCUGCUCAGCACAAAAAAGCCCUUGUGCAAACCAGACUUCCUCUAGUAUUUGACUACUGCUUCAUGUCUGCCACUGAGUUCAGCAAAUGCCCUUUGGAGCCAGCAUCCUGGCCCUAACCUUGGCACCUUAUUCAUGAUCUAGACCAUUCAGUCUCACUUCUGCCCCACUCCGUUUUGUUUAAAGCAGUCCAAAGCAGACCCUUUCCUUAAAGGUAAGGGCAAUGUUGAGGAGAAAUGUCUGCUAGCUUUAAAAAAAAAAAAAAAAAAAAA